Messenger RNA from Triplophysa dalaica, 3635 nucleotides. It is a transcript of the gene dnajb2, whose product is annotated as DnaJ heat shock protein family (Hsp40) member B2. NCBI's taxonomy places the organism in Eukaryota, Metazoa, Chordata, Actinopteri, Cypriniformes, Nemacheilidae. Gene Ontology annotation, molecular function: Hsp70 protein binding. The record is from RefSeq and is a predicted model, not a curated record. The coding region runs from base 689 to 1855 and encodes 388 amino acids. The transcript has 9 exons.
UGGUUCGACUGAGCUUGACCAAAGACUUUAGAUAAUAACAACACAUUGCAAACAUUUUACGAUGAAGGGGGAAAAGUGCGGUCUCUGGCGAAAGAAGUGCCACCACCAUGUAAAACGAGCAAAUCGUCUUAUCGUUAAGGACAAACAUCUAUGAGGGGAGGUGCCCUGCAGUGACCGUUUACCAACACUUGCGCACGCGCACUAGUUUGUGCAACCUGUAAAAACGUUUACACAGUUUAAGUUUAAGAAUUGUUCAGUUAAGGUCCGGUUUGAUUGGCAGUCAAAUUAUGUAUGUAUUAAGGUAUCUGUCAUCACACAUGACAAGAUUUGGUAGAUUCGGUCUUGGGCUAAAAUAGCUACACUGACGCGUUGCAAAUAUGGCCGACGAGUGCGGGGACUUUCCUUCAAGGGACUUUGGCGUGACGCACCGCAUUCGCUGCAGAAGGGUAAAGCGUUUACAGAUAUAGAGGGCUAGAUGACACACUGAAGUCAUGAAGCCCAAUAUGUCAACGGUAAGCAGGGGAUUCUAAAGGAGUUCCACACUCACGCGUGCGUUAAAAGAGCGUCAGUUCCUGCGAUCAGCGUCUCGGGACACUGUCGUUCGCCGAAAUAUUUCAGUUCUGUUUACAGAGGCACGUCUCCUGGGGUGAAUACUUCUAAAAAAAGGUGCGUUGAACUCAAGGGCGCAAUGGUCGAUUAUUAUGAUGUCCUGGGAGUGUCACGGAAUGCUUCUCAAGAUGACAUCAAGAAAGCUUACAGGAAACUGGCUUUACGCUGGCACCCUGACAAAAACCCAGACAACAAGGAGGAGGCAGACAGUAAAUUCAAAGAGAUAGCAGAGGCUUAUGAAGUUCUUUCAGACAAAGGCAAACGGGAGGCUUUUGACAGAUAUGGUACAUCAGGCGUGCCAAGCUCAGGCUCUAGCAGCUCAACAUUUCCUGACGAUUUCCCAGGAUUCACCUUCACAUUCCGCAGCCCAGAUGAGGUUUUUCGAGAGUUUUUUGGAGGGCAGGACCCAUUUGCUGACUUCUUUGGUGGAUUCCCUGGAGAUGAUUUCCCAUUUGGUGGGAUGCACAGUGGAUUUCACAGCUCCUCCUCCAGGCUUGGACCCAGUCGCUUCUUCUCCUUCCCUUCAGCAAAUGUUGAUUUUACAUCCUUCUCCUCAAUGGGAGGCAUGGGCAGUAUGGGAGGGGCAAACUUCAAGUCUGUUUCCACUUCAACCCGCAUUGUCAAUGGAAAACGUAUCUCUACAAAAAAGAUCAAUGAAAACGGUCAGGAGAGAACAGAGGUCGAGGAGGACGGGGUUCUAAAAACUGUCCUCAUCAAUGGUGUGGAGGAUGAAAUGGCGCUGGCUUUCGAGCUGAGCCGUAGAGAAGAAUCCGGACAGCCUUCUGGACAACCCCAACACUCACGACUCCACCACUCUCACAACACCCAUACAAACCCCGCCCUGCGCUCUUUUAGCGCCGCCCCUUUCUAUCAUCGACCCGAUGCCAGUGAAGAUGAGGAGGACGACGACCUGCAGAUGGCGCUGGCCUACAGCUUAUCAGAGAUGGAGGGCCAACAGCAAGCAGAGGACAUGAUAUCAGGUGCCGGGGGGACUCAGCCAAGGGUUGGUGGGGGUGGGAAUAGGAGGGAUGCCCCUCAGAAAACCAGAUCUGAGAGUCAAAAUACAGAUGAUUCAAUAGGCAGCACCUCUCCAUCUUUAGACGAUAGAGAAACAGGGCCGGUUCAUGGUUCAGAUAACAUGCACCAGGAGAAUGUUGUUGUGAAAGAAAAGGAGGAUGUGAAAAGUAUGGCCAAAGGGACCGAUGUGGUAAAAAAGAGGAGGAAGUGUCAGUGUGUGGUCUGUUAGUACGUUUGUGGGGAAUAAUCGUGCGUGUGACGUGUGUUUGAUCCUAGUGUAGUUUUGGACUGUGCCUUGACUUAUAGCUCUUUCAAUCUGUUAUGGCAGGGCUUGUGACAAAGCACAAGGAUGAAGAUACUAUUUUAUAUAUUAUCUUGCCUGGAGGUUUAAAUAACAGGUGCAAAAUGUGUGUUUAUUUACCACAUAGAAAUCUUCCCAUACACCAGCUAAAAAUAUAGUAAUAUGUACUAAAUUUGAGAAAUUAUAUGAGCAUUUUUAGGAUUUAAAAACAUAUGUACCCCUAAAAUAGGUAUUUUGAGAAAUGUUUUUGAAGGGCUUUGCAGCAAAGUAAUGAAAUAGCAAAAAAGGGAAAGUUCGCAAUAUGGCUAAAUUUGCGUUUAGCACUUCAAAUCCAGCAUUCUGUUUAAAAACUUUAAAGUUUCAGCUCAUAAUAUAUCUGCUGUCUUCCAACUUGUUAAAGCCCCAAAUAGCCAAACAUCAUAAAAGUAACUCAAGCGGCUUCAUUGGAUUUAUAAAUGUCUUCUGAAGCAAAUUAAUAUAUUGUGAGAGAAAUUUAUUUAGAUUUUAAGAUGAAAAAGUGCUAAAUUCAAACACGUUGAUAAUCUGACUGGUUCUCCUGUGUCUCAUGAAUAGUUGUUGAAUAUGAUACUUCGUCACAAGACACACAUGUACCAGUGAUAUUUCAAGUUUUAAACAUGUUGCUAUGUUAGAUUUCAGCACUCUUACAGGUUUGUUUGAUUUCAUUUUCACUAAAGAUACGAAUAUCCUAAGCAAAAGGAUGGCUGCAGUCUAAAGAAACACAACAAGACUUUCAGUGUUUCAGCUAAUACCACUCAUUCCUAAAUUCCUAAUUAUCACAAUAGAAGUUUUUGUUUACGAGAUCAUUGAUACUUAUAAUGGGAUGCUUUAGAAAGGAGAUUUUUGUGGAUGCUUUGUCUUGCUUUUUUAUUCUGUUAGAAGUCCCUUUUAAAUGUGAUGUGUGAUUUUUUUUUAAUAAUUUGUUUAGAAGAAAGUGUUAUGAAAGAAUCCCCUCAUGACUUUUUAAAGAGUUAUAAACUUUUGCACAAAAAGACUUGAGAUAAUCAGUGUCUCCAAGGGCUCAUGUUUAGUCACCCCGUCGUGAAUGCACUGCAUCAUAUUGACUAUUGAUGUAAAUAUGUAUUGGAAAAAGUACUUUGGAUAAACAAUUUACUCAGUUUAUGAGGAUGUGCCAAAUAACUGUAAAAUAGUGACUGUAACGUUGUAUUCAUCAUCAGUAUUAUUCAGUGUUGAUAUUUGUUUGAGCCUUUUUGUUAGGUUUGAAAUGCAUGGCUGUGGUUACCAAUGGCAUUAUUUAUGUGCCGACUAGUGUACAGUAGCCAAAAAAGCAAAUCAAUAUCCACUCUAGUUUCUUUCAUAUUAACCAGCACAUGUAUGAUAUGAAAUAAACAAAAACAAAUCAAUAAUCAACAUUUGUACUGCUUGAACACUAGAUAAAGCACAAAGAGUUGAAUGUCAUGAUAUGUAAAUGUUUAUGAACAAGUUAUUUUGUGCAAUUUUAUCAAAUGUAAAGAGAGAUCAAAGUAAUUUAUUUACCAAAAAUUGCUUUUUUAUGUAUUAAAUUGUAAUGCUCUGAAGCAUUGCUGCCUCAUAUUGUGAAAGAAAUCAUAAUUUAGAAGGAUAAAGUUUGACACUAAACAUAUUUUAAUUAAUAAAUUCAUCAAGUUAAUAAAUAAUGUUUCAGUCAAUGUUGAUAUUAAUAUUAAGAACAAUAAACUCUAUUAAAUCA